Molecule: messenger RNA, 3312 nt
Organism: Penicillium olsonii
Lineage: Eukaryota; Fungi; Ascomycota; Eurotiomycetes; Eurotiales; Aspergillaceae
Source: the annotation of a GenBank genome assembly
AUGAUUCAUACAAUGGACGACGAGCAGACCUCUUACAUGCGCCGGCCCUCCGGGCCUUUUUCAUCGGAACCGGGACCCCCUAAUCGCCCGACUUCCCGCUCAUCACGACCAAGUUCACGAGCGCGAGUGGCGAAGCCGUCGGGCGCGGUCACCCCCACCGGUCUUGGGGUACUCACGGAGAAUGUGGUUAAUAUGCCAUCAGACACGCUGGGGCCAACGAGCCCGAUCAAAGAAGGACUGGGGAGUUUGAAUCGUUGGUCUCAGUCCACUGCAUCGAGUAUCAGCCCAUCAGAGUACAACGGUCACCAUCGUCGGGGGAGCUCGAAAAUGUCCCUCGCGAGCUACCAUCGUCCACUGGGCACCCAAAGUCCCCAACGGAUGCCCGGCCCUGGGUUGCCGAUGUUUAACCUCCCGGAGCUAGAGAAUUCCGCCGUUUUCAGCACGGACUCCGCGUCGCACCAGCUGGAUCUUUCAUUCACGGCAUCAAGCAGUCUCUUCCAACCCUCGGGAUACCAUGGUCAGGCAGAUAUAGACUCUCAGGGCCGUUCAGUGACCCGCGCCAACGGAACAAAUGCAUUUCAAGAAGAUGGGGAGCCGGAGGGUCGGCAACAUGGACAAACCCAAAAGGUCAUGUUGUCCAAGGCCCUACAAAAGGCAAACACGGCAGUUCUACUAGACAAUGCCGCCAAUUUUGAGGGUGCCAUGGAAGCUUACACGGACGCAUGCAAUUUAUUGCAGCUGGUCAUGCUUCGCAGCAAUGGCGGAGAUGAGGAGAAACACAAGCUUCAGGAAAUCCGAGAUACUUAUAUGAUACGGGUGACGGAACUUCAUCGCAUGGACUUCCCUGUCCCAGAGAGUGACGACAAAGCCCUACCAGACAGGCCGCUGAGCCAAGAAUCCUAUGGGGAGCUGCUCCACCUAGCGCAUGAUGACUCCCACGAUGAAAGCCAGCUCAGCUCGGCCCAUUCCAGUUUUGGGUUGCAACAAAUUCCUUCGGAAGAAACCAGAGGAUUCUCGCUGGAGACCAUUCCUCCUCGGCGCCAAUCUUUGAAGCCGUCUGCGAUGGAAGAUCAGCCCCGAUCGAUCUCGUUGGGAGUCCAAGGGGAGCCACAGGAAUCCACCUCCUGGCUGGAUACCAUCGAUGAAUCGGGUGCGUCGUCGCCUUCGUCCACGAACUCCAAAGCAUCGUCGGUUUAUCUUCGCCGCCGGACAAGCCGGCGUCUCAGCAAUGAUACCGAGGCUGAAUUUGAUGCGGCCUUAGAUGCGGCCGUCGAGGCCGCAUAUGACGAGGGCUUGGAGCCAGUACAGGAAUACAAGGAGGACGAAAUGAAUGAUGACAUCGUCUCGAAUGCUCGCAGAAAUAUCGAGUUGGCCAAACAAAGAGUGCGCGAGGCUGAGCUAGAAGCUGAGGCGAUGAACCGUGACCACGAGCAGCGCCGAAUUCAGGAGCAAACUGGCCCGGAUGGUGAUGGUCUCAUUGCCCGGGGCUCGGCUUAUUUGGACGAUGAGGCAGAGGAGGAGGAGGAGCGUUUACUGGAGGAAAUGACCAAGGGCUACAUCAUGGAUGACUUUGAAUUUGGCAUACAGUCCAAAUCAGCUCUUCCUCGUGAGUCCGAUUCGAGCAACGUCUCUGGCAAGGCCUGGGAAAGUUCUGCAACAUCCAAUGCUACAAGCACCGGAGGCGCCGCGGCUUUAUCCACCCUUGCCGAGGAUGAUGUCUUGCCACUGGGGGAGCUGAGACCGGAGCCGUAUAGUAUUCCUGGCUCUCCUCCAUCUUCUGCCUUGCCACCUCUUCCAUUGUCAUCUGACUUCCCGACGCCUUCCAAAAGGGCCUCGGUAACCGGCCGCGCCGGGUCAAUUGGCUCUCUCGCCUCUUCCACCGGUCCAGGGGUUCGAGCACGGAGACUUUCUAGCCAGACUCGAGAACUCAAGAUCGAGACCAAUGCCCGCUCCUCCCGGGCGAAUUCCAACGCGUCGUCGGCCCUGGACCCUCUUGCAAACCCUCCUCCACCAGCGCCGAAGGACGAUCCACUGGCUUCUGGCACUCGGUCCAAUCUACACCCGACCCAACGCAACCCGUCGAUGGGCUCCUUAUUGGAGCAUAUUAACCUUUCCCAGGCCCGCACCCACGAGGAUGACGAGACGGAGCUUCCGCCCUUGCCACGGUCCAUGGGCAAAGUGCCCUCAGCUCCAGAUGGAUUGGACAAGAUGCACUCUAAUGCAAAGGCUUUCCGGUCUCGAAAUGCGUCUGUCCCAAUACAAAUUCCAGAUACCGAACCAGGAUCUCCCACUACUCCGUGGAGCGGUGGGUUCCCUGAAUCUCGGAGCGCAUUACCCGGUGGUGUUCCAAUUAUGCCCACUCCAACUCUCGCCAAUUUUAACUUCGCUCAGAAUGGGCUCCCAAGUGGUGGCAUGAAUUUAUUCAGCAGCAAUAUCCACUCUCCUACGGCUCUUGGCCGACCAAACUCGAUGAUCACAAACGCACCGAUUCCUCUCGAGCCAUGCCCCGAGUCAUUCCUUCUACGCCCCUUCUGGUUGAUGCGGUGUCUUUAUCAGACGCUCGCCAACCCUCAUGGAGGUUAUCUGUCAGAGAAGCUCUUCAUCCCCCGGGAUGUCUGGCGCGUGAAGAAUGUCAAAUUGAAAGCCUUGGAAGAUAAGGUAUCCAACUGCGAUCUCUUGACUGCUGCCCUGCUCAAGUUAGCCAAGGUUGAUUCAUACGAUGCCGACGCUGUUCUGGUAGAGAUGCAAUCAUUUGAAGGUGUGCUCGAUCAGGUUCAGAGCUUCUUGUCCAAGAAGCUGGGCAGUGAUGUUGGCGUGCAGGCCUCAAUGCCGCUGUUCAAGCCAGCUUCCACGCCCGACGAGAGCGCUCAUACCGAAGCUGCGCCAAACAAAUCCUACCUUACUUGGAAGAGACUCCGGGCAAAGACCUCUGGGCUCGGGUCAACUACUCCCACCCCAAGUGCCCGAGAGAGUAAUAAAGACAAUCUGACUCUCAACUCGGUUCCGAUGACUUCCGUGAACGGGGCGCAGGUUAAGCGCAAUGUUACCGAGCUCGAGUUCUCUGGUCCCAAUGCGAACUACAUGGGGGCAUUGGCACGUCUUUUUGACGCUGCCCAGGUGCUUGAACAAAUUGCUCAACAGGUUGAGGACCCUGGACUUAAACACUCAUCCAAAACCCACGUUGGUCUAGAACUCAGCACGCGACACGCUGCUGAGUUCUUUGGCUUUUACAUUUGCCGUUUUGCGCUGGCCGAUGUGAGCUUGAUGCUCGAUAAAUUCAUCAAACGUGGGAGUGAGUGGGUGCUGAUCUAG